This is a messenger RNA of Medioppia subpectinata, 1246 nucleotides long. Lineage: Eukaryota; Metazoa; Arthropoda; Arachnida; Sarcoptiformes; Oppiidae. The record is from the annotation of a GenBank genome assembly.
GAUUAACAGUCAGUUUGAAGACAACACUAAUCAACUGAAACACUAAAUGGCAGACAACGGAUCCCAAGAAGAGGACAAUCAGUCAAUUGACGCGUCCGUCGGUGACUCCGACGAAGAGAUGUCUCAACAAAUGGAUAGCCAUUCAGACGACUCGGAGGGCGAUGACAACGAGAUCGGCGGCGACGGCCAGUCUGGGCUCACAUUUAGUUUCGAAGACAUCGCCCAACAGACAUCCUUCGACUUGGAGGACAGGUAUCCGGAGUUGUGGUACUAUUUGAAUAAAAGCGAAUCGGAUUUCAAUCUCAUCGUCAAUGGCAAGAGUCUGCCCGCAAACCGACGCCUAUUAAUGGAGAGAAGUGUCGUUUUCAGAGAGAUGGCGACGAAGUGCCCGAAGAUGAAUGGCCUUAACUGUCAUGGCGUGACUGUCGGUGCCGUCGAAACAACGCUACGCUUUAUGCUCACCGAACAGCUGGUCUUCGACGACGACAGUGACCUCCGAGUGAUCGCCGACGCCCUCUGUUUUGCCCGAAGCUUUCGAGUGAACCGAUUGGUCGACGCAAUCGGUCGCCAUUUGGUGCCAAUCAUAAGCGCGGAGACCAUUGAGAAGAUCGCAGAAAUGGCGUUCAAGAAUCGGAUCCCAGGGCUAAAAGAUGCGAUCGACAACCGUUUGGACGAACUCUUGACCGUAAAUAAUGUACUCUCUAUCUCUCGGUUUAGCCACGAAUCUGAGCCGCCGUCCGACCGAUUCGUGUCGACUUUGCGGUCAUUUUUGGUCACAAAUUACGAGCAAAUGAAGACCAAAGAGUGGAAGGAAUUGCGGGCAUUAAACGCGUCGACAAAGGAUUUAUGGCUCGAAGUGAUGCUUGAGAUGAGCAAAAGUGAUGUCCCAUUGGCUCAAGACGUUCACACUAUACACUGUCUGUCCUCCGAUGAGUUGCGGCCGUUGCUUACUGACGAUCGUUUCCUAUGUCGGGUCCGCCAGUCAUUGCCCGCCAGCACUAGUAGUGGUCUGAGUCCAGCCAAUGAUCUGUCGGCCGCUAUCCGGUCCCGACAGUUGGGUCCAGUGGUCCAGGAGUUUGGUUUGGGACAGGAAUGUGUCGAUGCGGCCAAUGCUGGAGAUGUCGAAGACUUCGCGAACGCAUACAAGAAGUUGAAGAAGAAUUCCAAGAAAUCAAAUCCAGAAGUGAGUCAAGACAGCGAACCAAAUGAGAAAAGAAGACGAAAGAGAAGUACUCAAUCAAAAUAA